AUGGAAUCCGGCGGCGGCGCCCGCGUACGGCGGCAGCUCCAAGCCGUGGGACGUGUCGCGGCGUACCUCGGCGGCGGCUUCCUCCUCCUCUCCACAGCAUCCACCGCCGCCGUCCGCUCCCUCCGCUUCCUCUCCGAUACCAACCAGAGAAAAUUCGCGAUGCAGUGUGGUGCCUGCGAGGGGAAGGGAACCUACGGGUGCAGGCUCUGCAGGGGUAGCGCCACGGUCGAAUGGUCUCCGCUCUACGACCCGGUGUUCGUUAACCCGUGUCUCUGCCCUACUUGUGAUGGUACCAGGGUACAGCGCUGCUUGAAUUGCCUGGGCAAAGGCUAUGCAUGA
Messenger RNA from Triticum turgidum subsp. durum (durum wheat), 339 nucleotides. The record is from the annotation of a GenBank genome assembly. NCBI's taxonomy places the organism in Eukaryota, Viridiplantae, Streptophyta, Magnoliopsida, Poales, Poaceae.